UGACGAUACCGAGGUAUUAUCACAGCGACAUUGAAGCGGACAUCACUCGUCGACGAAGACAUUCGCGGCGCCGUACGCGACCAACACGCUGCGACAUCUCCAUAACCACAGUACGCUAAUUUCUACCCUUAUCGUGGAAAGCUCACACCUAAAUAGUAGACAGAUAAUUGAAGAAAAUUUCAAAACAGAAUAUCCCCGGUAUGGGGUGGAAAACUUUAUUUUUGUGUGUUGUGCUGUGCACUGGCAUAUACUCGUCUCCAUUUCAAGACGACAGCUCCUUCGACAGGAGGGCGGUUGAAACCAGACCUCCACAUGAGCCCAUUGCAACUCCUGUAAGAGCAUCAGUUGAAAGCGUUCCUCUAAGGAAUUUACGCGACGAAAGCGAGGGUCGACUCCCUCUUCGAGAUGCGGUUGAGAAGAGACCAAUACCAGCGCUGGAUCAAGAAUCUUUGUAUAGAUUUGUUCAGGAUGCAAAUAAAUCUGCAAAGGAUGUGGAACAGUUCAGAAAGUACUACGGGGCUGCUCAUUAUUUAAACAAUGUGUCGAGACAUACAGACGAGAGACUACAGCAAGGAAAUGCGAACUUACAAGAGAUGCAGCAAAUCAAUGGUGCAAAUUCAAGACGGUUGGUGGUGUGCUACCUGGAGUCCUGGGCGGCGUACCGCGCCCCACCCCUGGCCUUCACCUCCAGCCUGGUGCCCAAGUCCUGCACCCACCUGCACUACGCCUUCGCUGUGCUUCAUCCUCACACGUACCAUGUCAUAUCAGCUAAUGAAGAUUACGAUUUUAUUAAAGGUGGUUACAGGAUAGCAACCGGCUUGAAGCGCCGCAUCCCCGGACUCCGAGUUCUGCUCAGCGUGGGUGGUGACGGAACUGAACGUCUGUUCAGUGAGAUGGUCCAGGAACCGUACAGGAGGAACUCCUUUACGGACAGCGCCGUGAACUUCUUACGAGAACAUGACUUUGACGGCCUCGACCUGCACUGGGUGUAUGCAGGCGAAAAAGAUGAAAAAGAGAAAGAACUUCUAACGACGUUACUCUACGAGCUCCGGGAAAAGUUUUCAUCAUACGGUUUUCUGCUGUCCACCGUGUUACCGCCCUUCAGAUAUCAAAUUGAAGACGGCUAUGACCUGAGUGCUGUCAGCGGAGCUACAGACUACACUAUCCUGCAAGCGUGGGACAUGACGCACGCCAAGCGAGACGACCCUCCGACCAGGGCGAUCCAACACAGUGCGCUGCACAGGGACCCGGGAGCCGCGGCCAGGGAUCAGAGAUACGAUAAUGUCGAGUUCUUGGUGAAGUACGUGCUACGUCAUGGGAUGGCUGCUGAGAAGUUGGUGCUAGGAGUCCCACUAUUCGGUCGCAGCUAUACACUGGCUGCGUCCACGUUGCCCGCACCAGGAGCUGCCGUGAGCGGCUGGGGAGACGAGGGGGUCUACACUCAAACCAAGGGCAUGCUAGCGUACUUUGAGAUCUGUAUGGGUGAGCGGGAAGGUAAAGGAGUAAGUGGUGUUGAUGAAGCUGGGAAUGCCUUCGCAGUCUUUGACAACCAGUGGAUCAGUUACGACAGCCCCAAUACCAUUGCUGAAAAGGUUAAGUUUAUCACGAGUAUGGGACUAGCGGGUGCGGCGGCUUGGGCUAUCGACAUGGAUGACUUCCGUGGCUUGUGUGGAUCACCCUUUCCUUUACUCAGCGCCAUUUCUGUUAGCCUUAACGGUGAAGCGACUCAGAUCGAUCAAUCAUCACUGAAGAUUGGUUCCUGUGAGUCGAACACCCCGUACUUGGCGUCAGACCAGGAGUCGUGCGCUCACUUCCACUUCUGCACCGGUGGCAUCAGCUUCAGAAUGGUCUGCGAAGAAGACAGGCUUUAUGACCCCUCAACAGGUUACUGCGGGCACCAAGAUGUCACCAAAUGUAUACCGGGACAAAGUUUAAGAAUAAGUGUUGAAGAUGCUGCACGGUUCUUAUCAACAAAUUACGACCAUGAUGUUGAGUGGCAAAGAGAACCCGAAAAGGGACUUCCCGUGGAAAGCAUACAUUCUGCGCUCGCCGAAAGUAAAAAAGGUGGAGAUAACGGUAAAAAAGUAGUGUGCUACAUGACCAGCUGGGCCUUCUACAGACGAGGUGAUGGGAAGUUUGUUCCAGAACAAAUCGACACCAGAUUGUGUACUCACGUUAUUUAUGCCUACGCGUCUCUCACCCCAGAUGAUCUCAUUGCCAAAGAGUUCGACCCUUGGGCCGAUAUUACAAACAAUCUAUAUGAACGAGUGACAUCCCUGAGUGACGUCAAAGUAUUAUUGGGUUUGGGUGGAUGGACUGACUCGGCAGGAGACAAAUACUCCAGGCUGGUGUCGGGGCCAGUAGCGAGGGCUAAGUUCAUCGAAAAACUGAUACCGUUCCUGCGCAACCAUAACUUCAAAGGUCUACAUUUAGACUGGAACUACCCAGUUUGUUGGCAGAGUAAUUGCAAAAAAGGCGCGAUGUCUGACAAAACUAAUUUCGCCAAAUUUGUGAAGGAAUUAUCAAAAUCUUUACACGGAGCUGGUAUGGAACUGGGAGUAGCUUUAUCUGGUUAUAAAGAGGUUAUAGAAACGGCCUAUGACUUACCAACUAUUUCGGGGGCUGCAGACUUUAUGAGCACCAUGACUUAUGACUACCAUGGUGGUUGGGAGCGCACCACGGCGCAUCAUACACCACUGCUGUCGCCCAAAAAUGAAGCUCUCUCAUAUUAUUCUAUCGAAUAUGCCAUUAAGGCGCUGGUUGGCGGAGGAGCGGACCCAAAGAAACUUCUUCUUGGUUUAGCAUUUUAUGGUCAAUCUUAUCGCCUCGCUGAUGUGGAAGGUUCUCGAAGUUCUGGUUCACCGGCAGCUGGUCCCGGCGAAUCAGGAGAAUUCACGAAACAACCAGGAAUGUUAGCGUAUUACGAAGUCUGUUACAGAGUGAAAAACCUGAGAUGGAAAACAGGCCGCCAAGAAAAGGCUGGGCCAUACGCGUAUUCGGACAACCAAUGGGUGGGCUAUGACGACCCUAAGUCCAUCACGGAGAAGGUGGAAUGGGCGCUUAGACAAGGGCUCGGCGGAGUCACAACGUGGGCGAUGGACCUGGAUGACUUCAACAACCGCUGUUGCAACGAGCCUUCUCCGUUACUGAGGGCAGCCAACCGGGCUCUCGGAAGAGCUGUCCCCGCGCCACCAACCACGCCCUGCGAGCGACCACCAGAGCCAGUUACACCUGCUCCUCCCACCACUACUCCAGCUGAAUCUGAUGGUUCCGCUGGUGCUGGUGGGGAUCAUGGCAGUCACGAUCAUGGAAGUCACACAUCCACAACGUGGCCCAGUUGGAACCCAUCCCAAACCACUUCGCAGACCUGGUGGCCCCCAGCAACUACCCAGAUGGUCACCACCAGUCAGCGACCCACCACUACACAGAAACCUACCACAACCACCCAACGAACCACCACAACUACCAAAGGAUAUCCGACAAUAGAUACAGGCAUUGAAGGUAGCCCAUGCGAUGCUGGCGAAUUCAAAGCAGCUCCCGGGGAUUGUGAAGCAUACCUCCAAUGCGAGAGUGGUGCUUGGCGCAAACACCGCUGCGCCCCCGGCCUUCACUGGUCGACCAGGGCCAAGAGAUGCGACUGGCCCAGCUUCGCGCAGUGCACAGCCACGUCGGUUACUGAGUCAAGUCCAGCUACAACAACAUUAGCGCCAAUCACAUCUAGACCGCCACCAACAAGACCAACAACAACAACGACGACAUUGAGACCAACAACAACAACAUGGUCGACAACAACAACGAGACGAACUACUACCACGAGAACAACAACAGCUAGUUCUGGUGGUAUAUCUGAAAACCAAGCAUGCAAUGGACAGGACUAUCAACCAGCGGUUGGCGAUUGUAACUCGUACUUACAUUGCGAUGGUACCGUAUGGAGACUUCAAAGUUGCGCCCCGGGCCUUCAUUGGAGCGCUACCCAGAAACAUUGUGAUUGGCCGAAAUAUGCCAAUUGUGCUCCUUCAGAUACAACACAAGCUGCUACGACAAUGACUCCUACAACGAGAUAUACCUGGGCUACUCGACCUCCAUCUUCUACUAUAACAGCAAACAAGCAACCACAGGCAGGAGACGCCUGCGGACCAACAGACGUACAUGCCGCCUCCUCCUCCUGUGAAUCGUACCUGCUCUGCGUGAGUGGCAAGUGGUCUAAACAACAAUGCCCACAGGGCCUGCACUGGGACAGAAGGAGCAAUCGCUGUGAUUGGAAGGAAUUCGCUAUGUGUGAAGCUGCUCAAAGGAUAACAACAAAAUCGCCGUUCCAACAAAUAAUUUCGUCCACUACACAAAGACGGACAACAACAGCUAGAUAUACAACACCCUCGAGAUACACAACCACAAGAUACACAACAACAAGCAGGCCAACAACAACACGCAGGCCAUCAUCAACAACAACAAGGAGGACUGUUGUGCCAACUCAACAGUAUCCCAAGCCAACUCGUUGUCGAACUGGUACUUACCACCCUCACCCACGUUGCGAGAAGUUCUACGUAUGUGUGAACGGCGUGCUGGUGACACAGAGCUGCGCGCCCGGUCUGGUGUGGCGCCACGAGACCUCACAGUGUGACUUCCCAGACAGAAACUCGUGCUCCGAUAGACGCCAAGUUGGCUCCGUAUCUGAGCCCAAUAAGCCGAACGCUGAAAUACAAGUGGAACCAGAGCCAGUAGUAUGUGAGAAUGGCCAAUACGCGAAAGAUCCCAACGAUUGCAGCCGAUACCUGCACUGUCUUUUCGGCAAAUACGAAGAGUUCUCUUGCGCCGCUGGCUUACACUGGAACCAGGAGAGGCAAAUUUGCGAUUGGCCUCUUAACGUGAAAUGCGACGUGAAAAAAGUAUCAACCACUACAACUGUAUCCAUCAUAGAAAAUACUAAUGAACAGGAAUCAGUUCAGAACAACCCUGUUGUAUCAUCGCCAUCCGUAGACUUAGUAGAUGAAGCUUUAAGGCCCCAACUAAUUAAUAGUCGUUACAAACUGGUGUGCUACUACACAAACUGGUCAUGGUAUCGUCCGGGUUUGGGUACAUUUACCCCAGAGGACAUUGACCCCUCGUUAUGUACUCACAUUGUCUAUGGGUUUGCUGUUCUUGGCGAUGAUGGACUUAUGGUGGCACAUGACCCUUGGGCUGACUAUGAAAAUCGUUUCUAUGAGCGUGUGGUGGAUUUCAAAAAGUAUGGCACCAAAGUAUCUAUAGCACUCGGAGGGUGGAAAGAUUCGGCGGGUGAUAAAUAUUCAAAGUUGGUGAACGAUCCCGUCGCUCGCGCCAGAUUCGUGAAGCAUGCUCUUGAGUUUGUGAUGAAGAAUGGAUUCGAUGGGCUUGACUUGGACUGGGAAUACCCCAGGUGUUGGCAGGUGGACUGUUCAAAAGGUCCUGACUCCGACAAGGAGGCGUUUGGCGAGUUAAUUCGAGAACUCUCAGCUGUUUUUAAGCCAAGGGGUCUCCUGCUAUCAUCAGCAGUGUCUCCGAGCAAAGUUGUCAUAGACGCUGGGUAUGACGUGCCAGUACUGGCCAAGUAUUUGGACUGGGUCGCUGUGAUGACGUAUGACUAUCAUGGACAAUGGGAUGGAAAGACUGGACACGUUGCACCUUUAUACUAUCACCCAGAUGAUGAUAAUACAUACUUCAAUGCGAACUACACCAUGCAUUAUUGGAUAUCAAAAGGAACGCCGCCCUCUAAGUUAGUGAUGGGAAUGCCUCUAUAUGGACAAACAUUCACAACGUCACGGGGGGAUAACCGUAGGGUUCAGGGCCUCAACGCCCCCGCAUUGGCUGGAGGAGAAGCUGGCGAGUACACUCAAGCCAGUGGAUUUUUGGCUUAUCACGAGAUAUGUGAUCGCAUCAAAAAUCGUAAUUGGGAGGUUGUCAAAGAUUCUCAACAACGAAUGGGCCCGUACGCUUUCAAGGGUGACCAGUGGGUCUCGUAUGAUGACGUCGACAUAAUAAAAAAUAAAGUUAAUUUCAUUAAAUCACUCGGUCUAGGAGGAGGAAUGGUAUGGGCACUGGAUCUUGAUGACUUCAUGAAUAGGUGUGCCCAAGGAAAAUAUCCUCUGAUGAAUGCAAUCAAAGAUACGUUGCUAAAUCCCAACGUAGAGCCAGACACAGUCUUGGCUGAAGCUCUUCCAGAACCUCAGAACGAUAUUGAUUAUGACCUAGAAGACAUUGAAGUCAGACCCAGUUAUUCUAAGCCAACGAUGAAGCCAAGUACUAUGGUUACUGCAAGACCAACCGACAGACCUACAACAACACAAAAACCUACCACAGCUUUAGUGAACAUGGAUGAGGUAGAACAGUACAAAGUUGUUUGUUACUACACGAAUUGGGCAUGGUAUAGGCCGGGAUCAGGCAAGUUCACUCCAAGUGAAAUUGACCCAACAUUGUGUACGCACAUUAUCUACGCCUUCGCUGUUUUGGACUCUACGCAGCUGGUCUUAAAGCCACACGAUAACUGGCUCGAUGUUGAAAAUAAGUUCUAUGAGAAAGUAAUUGCUCUAAAGAGCAGUGGAGUCAAAGUCCUCCUUGGCUUGGGUGGCUGGAACGAUUCCGCCGGCGACAAGUAUUCCCGCCUCGUCAACAAUGUCAACAACCGUAGAAAAUUCGUCGUCCACGCUCUCGACUUCUUGAACCAAUACGAGUUUGACGGUCUAGAUCUUGACUGGGAAUAUCCAAAGUGCUGGCAGGUUGAAUGUGAAAAGGGCCCAGCUUCAGAUAAGCAAGGUUUUACAGAGCUGGUUAAGGAACUUCGCGGUGCAUUUUCUCGAAAAGGUCUUCUGUUAUCUGCUGCAGUGUCUGCUAGUAAACGGGUUAUAGAUUAUGCAUAUGACGUCCCCAGUCUAUCGCAAAACUUGGAUUGGAUUUCUCUGAUGACCUACGACUACCACGGACAGUGGGACCAAAAAACGGGCCACGUAGCGCCCAUGUACGCUGGCGACGAUGAUCAAGACAAGACCUUCAAUGUGAACUUCACUGUGAACUACUGGAUGAGUAAAGGUGCACCAAGAAGCAAGUUAAUACUCGGCAUCCCAUUCUACGGUCAAUCGUUCUCGCUGAUGGAGAAUGGCGGGAAUAGUCUCGGAGCGCCUACGUACGCGGGGGGCGAAGGCGGAGAUGAAACGAGGGCUCGAGGGUUCUUAGCUUUCUAUGAGAUUUGCGAGCGCAUCAGAGUCCACGGUUGGAAGUUACAUCGUGACGCUGGCGGCAGGAUGGGUCCCUACGCGACCCUCAACGACCAAUGGGUGUCCUUCGAUGACGAUUUCAUGAUCCGACACAAAGCGGAGUUCAUUCGCUCCAUGGAACUUGGAGGGAGCAUGGUGUGGUCCCUAGAUCUGGAUGACUUCAGUGGGAAAUACUGCGGGUGCGGAAAGUCGCCACUACUGUCUACAAUAAAUUACGUUCUCAGAGAGCGUGAAGCUCCACCCCAAUGCGAUCUUAACGAGAUUGAAAGUCCUCCGAACACUGAAGAUACUGCGGAUAUACCUGUAAAUGUUGGAACUACUGCGAUCGAAUCUACCACUGUGGUCUUGGCUGAUCCUGUAGUCGAAAUGGAAGUAGAAGAGAAUGGUUCUAUGGAAGAUCGGCCGUGUUCCGGAGUGUCGUUCUUGGCCCACAGCACCGACUGCAGCAAAUACUACCUGUGUAUCAACGGUCGCUACUCCCAACUCGUUUGUCCCCAGCCUCUCUAUUGGAACCAGAAUCACUGUGAUUGGCCUGAAAGGUCUCCAUGCAAGAGCAAAGCCAAUCUACGGUUGACAUCAGAAAAGGACAACUUUAUUAUCACCGAGAAACCAAUAGUUGCCUGUUACUUCACCAACUGGGCUUAUUACAGGAGAGACGUCGGUAGUUUUGGACCAGAGCAAGUUGAUAGUUCACUGUGUUCUCACCUGGUCUACUCCUGGGCUUAUGUCAACAACACAUUCUCACUGGUACCAGGAAAUCAGGAGCUGGAUGUCGUCAACGACUUUUAUGGCAAGUUGACGAAUUACAAACGCAAAGGCCUAAAAGUUAUACUCGGUGUCGGCGGUAUCGAACACUCAGAAAGCGACGCAUGGCACAAGAUGGUGGCGAGCGAAGACAACAGGAAAAUAUUUGUGAAAUCUGUGGUGAAGUUCCUGCGCACUUGGAACUUCGACGGAUUGCAAGUGGCUUGGCAGUAUCCUGCCUGUAAAGAUAUUCCAUCGUGUCAGGACUUCGACCUAACAGAACGCAACAACUUCAGUCAACUCUUAAUCCAGCUCGCGAAAUCUCUGCGUAGAUACAAUCUAGAACUUUCCGCCAUGGUGUCCCCUGUACCAGAAAUUGCAGAAGUCGCAUACAGCCCUGAAGUACUCACUGGAACCAUGGACUGGAUCGCGAUCGCUGCCAACGAUUUCUACACGACUUCGAAGAAGAGGACAUCUUACUUACUGCCAUUGGAUGAUGCUGGAGAUAACACGGAUAAUUUCCAAUCAAUAAUAUCCUACUGGUCUAGUAAAAUACCAAACAGACAGUUGGUAUUGUCGGUACCUGCGUACGGCAGGUCGUACACUCUUCGUAGAGAGACUGGAGCCGCCACUGAAGCCGGUAUACUUGGUGCUGGGGUGCCUGGACCCUACACUGAUGUACCCGGAUUCUUGGCUUAUUAUGAGAUCUGCAACGCGACAAAAUCGAACUGGAGAGAAGUGUCAAGUCCAUCGGGGACAUUCGCCACGCAAGGUACUCAAUGGGUCACGUAUCUCAAGCCGGAAGAGGUUCACAGGAUAUCAGCCACUGUAUCGCUGAGGGGAAUGAGAGGUGCCGCGCUCUGGGCACUCGACUUGGAUGACUAUAGGGGCACCUGUUCCUGUAACUGGCCACUACUGACUGCGCUCAGACAAGGACUCUUCGAACCAUCUCUUCCAUACGCUGCUUGUGCGUAGCUAUCCUUAGAACCACGCAAACGCUACUUUUUUGAUCCUUGAUAAACUGGCGCAUGUGACCCUUCAUAUUGUGUAAGACUUGAUACAUUCCUGUCAGCUGAACGAUUCAAAUUUGCCUUAAAAUUGUAUUUGUAGGUCCACAGUUGCGUAACUCAUGUAAAUAUAAUAAUUAGUCUAAAUACCUCUUAAGCUAAAGAUUAUGUAGCUAUACACAAAAUUAUGUAUGUACUCAUAUUUAUAUAAUAUGUAAUAAACAACUUUUUAGGAUGUAAAAUACGUUUGUCAGACUAAAAAUCAUCACGUUAUUUUUAACGUAAUAAACGAAAAGGAUAUAAACGAGUUUGAUGAACCAGCGUUCUAUUUCGUCGGAUCUAUUUAUGGCUUGCGUCAUGGCCGUAAUUGUUAAUGUUAAGUAUGAAUGUGAUAAUUACAGUAAAUAUACAUUAUUUUUGAUUAACAAUUUAUAAAUGAUACUCAGCUUUUUACAUUAGGUACUGAUCUGAAAGUUACCAUAACACUGUUACAAAACCGUCAGACUUAAUAACGAAAAGGGUCUUAGUUGACGAGCUAUCCGAUAUCUCUUGUACGAUACGAGUGUAAUUCUGUCACCGAAUUGCCCUGUAGUCGGCGAGUAGGAAUUCCUACCAGGUUGUUUCAAACUAGCCUUUUCUGUGUUUGAAAUAAACUGGAGGAUAAUAAUAGCAGCGGCGCAUUACGGUCUACUGUUUACCACAGAUGAAGAAAAUUUUGAAAUAUUGUAAACUUACGUGACUUGAGAAUUAAAAUUCUAUGAAUCGAUUA
This is a messenger RNA of Leptidea sinapis, 9746 nucleotides long. It is a transcript of the gene ChiR1, whose product is annotated as probable chitinase 10. The record is from RefSeq and is a predicted model, not a curated record. Bases 201 to 8945 code for a protein of 2914 amino acids. The transcript is spliced from 52 exons. Gene Ontology annotation, cellular component: extracellular region. NCBI's taxonomy places the organism in Eukaryota, Metazoa, Arthropoda, Insecta, Lepidoptera, Pieridae. Gene Ontology annotation, molecular function: chitin binding; chitinase activity. Gene Ontology annotation, biological process: chitin catabolic process; carbohydrate metabolic process.